Dacryopinax primogenitus is the source of this 864-nucleotide messenger RNA. RefSeq lists its product as uncharacterized. The record is from RefSeq and is a predicted model, not a curated record. NCBI's taxonomy places the organism in Eukaryota, Fungi, Basidiomycota, Dacrymycetes, Dacrymycetales, Dacrymycetaceae. The transcript is spliced from 3 exons. Bases 214 to 642 code for a protein of 142 amino acids.
AUUCAACAAGAUUUUAUCAGCUACCAAUACUCUAGCUUUUUUUACUACAAACUAGGCUGCCAACUCAACAUUGCAACGGCUAACCCUGCUUCGCCUCAACUCGAGUUGAGGGAUCAGCACGUGUUACUCGGAUGGAGCUACUCCGAAUCCGUCCUAAUCGAAUUGAACCACCCGCCAUCAUUCCUUGAAAUGCUGAGGUCUCUCAAUCACUGUAUGAGUGAAGAAGAGAAAACCGCUGCAUUAGGAAGGAUGGAGAGGCAGAUCAAGGCAAUCAAGAGGGUUCGAGAGUUCAGUCUGGAGGUCUACGACGGAACGUUUCUCGUGCGUAUGGAGGCGCUCGAGUCUGCAGCGAGAAAGUUGCGACCACCACGCGGAGUACAGCGCUUGUGGGCCAUACUGCACGAGAAGCUCCGUAGAGCAGAUAUGCAACAGCUGUGCCCAGUGGACUCGUCCCUCAUCCCAGAAGAGCACCUUGUAGCCUUCUGGCGUCUGUGCCACACAGCGCACCGACUGGCAUCGGCACUGUACGACACCCUCCCAUACUGGAUCAUGGUCCAGCGUCCUCCACUGAUGACGAUUUGGCCAGACGAAGGGAGCGUGUACAUCGAUAAAGUUGUGAGACACUUCUCCUUCGUCCGUUGACAACUUGCACUGUUGGGUGGGCUGCACAAGCUUACGAAGGUACCGAUCUAGCUGUUCAGCCUUGAUCGACUAGAGGAGAUGGUGAGGGAUAUGGACCGGGUCAGGGAGAUGGUACAUAGCGAGGUGGUGUUGCCGCUGCAGGUCAGGGAGACGCUGGGCUUUUGGAGGAGGAUGCAUAGGUGCAGGGGGGGAAGGGAGUUUGUGGGGCUUCAGAGCGGCUUC